Molecule: messenger RNA, 1116 nt
Organism: Symbiodinium necroappetens
Lineage: Eukaryota; Dinophyceae; Suessiales; Symbiodiniaceae
Source: the annotation of a GenBank genome assembly
AUGACGUCGGGCAGCGCUCCUCCGUCCACAAGCGAGGGUCUGUCCAUCGAGGAUUUGAAAGCGCAGGGAAAUCUGGCCUUCAAGCGCGCUGCACUCUUGAAGCGAACGACGGCUUCAACCCAGUAUCUCAGCGAAGCCAAGUCCUACUACAUCCAGGCUAUCCAGAGAGUUGGGAAUGCAAAAGCGAAUGCCAGCAAUCUCGCGCUGGGGUGUGCCCUGCACUCCAAUCUGGCUGCUGUGUAUUUGCAGGAGGUGCCACCUCAAUGGACUCAUGCGAAAGCAGCAGCUGACAUCGCACUUGCGUUCAACCCAGAGCAUGUCAAAGCGAGAUUUCGUCGCGCUCAAGCAUUCUUGGAGGACAAUCGGGAGGGCUUGCCAGAAGAUGCCAUAAGGAAGGCCUUGGCCGACCUGCUGCAAGCCCAGCAACAGGAGCCUGCCAAUGCUCAGAUCGCAAAUGAAGUCAAGCGCGUGACUCGUCGGCUAGAAGUGCUUGAGUCCAAGAGGGAGAUUCCUCCUCCUAGACAGAUCCUGGAGCAACUUGUUCCAGCAAGUCUUCUUGAUCGCGGGAGCGACUGCCUGGAUGAUCAUGGCUAUGCCUGGGGUCAAAGCGAUUCCAUCCUCCAUGUCUUCAUGCCGGCUCAAGGAAGAAGAUUGUCGAAGGCGAGCAUUACUUGCGAGAUUACUUCCCGAAAGUUGCACAUCGCUCUCCAGUCUGCAGAGGGCCAAAGCAAGCUUCAUGCAGACGGAUGCCUGCACAAAUCGGUGAAGCCCGAUGAAAGCAGCUGGCAGCUGGAGGAAGGCGGAUUGCUUCUGCAUGUGGAGCUUGCCAAACAGGACGUUUCAGAAGAGUCCGAACACUGGACUAGGCUGUGGCAUGACUCCCCAGCAACGAAUGCACUAAGCGCCAAGGAGCAGAGAGAGUUGCAGCAAAUGGCGAGCGCAGCUUGUCGCGAAGAUGCACGCGAGGAAAAGCCCGCUGUGAACGAGGAAGCACUGCGGAGAUGGAAAGCAGCUAUGCCUGGUGUGGAGGUACAGUGGGCAGAUACAUCGCUAGACUCCUUGCGAAAUUUGCAUGCGGCGGAAAAAUUCCCUUUGGCUGCCUCCGCUGCAGAAUGA